Leopardus geoffroyi (Geoffroy's cat) is the source of this 1053-nucleotide messenger RNA. RefSeq names its product eukaryotic translation elongation factor 1 beta 2 (gene EEF1B2). Gene Ontology annotation, biological process: translational elongation. The transcript is spliced from 6 exons. The record is from RefSeq and is a predicted model, not a curated record. The coding region runs from base 332 to 1009 and encodes 225 amino acids. Lineage: Eukaryota; Metazoa; Chordata; Mammalia; Carnivora; Felidae. Gene Ontology annotation, molecular function: translation elongation factor activity; guanyl-nucleotide exchange factor activity. Gene Ontology annotation, cellular component: eukaryotic translation elongation factor 1 complex; cytosol.
CCGGCACUUCAAGGGGCGGUUCCUGUAGUGUUCCGGGGCCGCGCGGUACUUAUUUAAGAAACACCCUUUUGUAUCAGUUUAUUUCUAAACACAAAGGCCUGCGAAUAACACGUGGGCCGUUCAAUUCAGAGCCACCCAGUUUUACAUGGAGGAUGAGGAGAUUAACGUACUUUGACCUUUAACCUUCGGCCCCGUGCGCAGGAGGGAAACGCCUACGUCUCUAUAUAAGGCCUUUUCCGGCCUUCGGCGGCCCCUUUUAGCGCUAGGCGUUCGCUCCCCGCGCUCGCGUUCUCCCCCCCCCUGCUGCCCCGUUCCGCGAUCCGCUGGCGCCAUGGGUUUUGGAGACCUGAAAACCCCCGCCGGCCUCCAAGUGCUCAACGACUACCUGGCGGACAAGAGCUACAUCGAGGGGUAUGUGCCAUCACAAGCAGACGUGGCGGUAUUUGAAGCAGUCUCCGGCCCCCCACCUGCCGACUUGUAUCAUGCCCUACGUUGGUAUAAUCACAUCAAGUCGUACGAAAAGGAAAAGGCCAGCCUUCCAGGAGUGAAGAAAGCUUUGGGCAAGUAUGGCCCUGCUAAUGUGGAAGACACCACAGGAAGUGGAGCAACAGAUAGUAAAGACGACGAUGAUAUUGAUCUCUUCGGUUCUGAUGAUGAGGAGGAAAGUGAAGAAGCAAAGCGGCUAAGAGAGGAACGCCUUGCACAAUAUGAGUCAAAGAAAGCCAAAAAACCUGCGCUUGUUGCCAAGUCUUCCAUCUUACUAGAUGUGAAACCUUGGGACGAUGAGACAGAUAUGGCAAAACUAGAGGAGUGCGUCCGAAGCAUUCAAGCAGACGGCUUGGUUUGGGGCUCUUCUAAACUAGUUCCAGUGGGGUAUGGAAUCAAAAAACUUCAAAUACAGUGUGUAGUGGAAGAUGAUAAAGUUGGAACAGAUAUGCUGGAGGAGCGGAUCACUGCUUUUGAGGACUAUGUGCAGUCCAUGGACGUGGCUGCUUUUAAUAAGAUCUAAUGUUCAUUGUAGAUAAUUGCCCUUAAAUAAAAGCUUGAAGACAA